This is a messenger RNA of Recurvomyces mirabilis, 1131 nucleotides long. RefSeq lists its product as uncharacterized. The transcript is spliced from 2 exons. Gene Ontology annotation, molecular function: (R,R)-butanediol dehydrogenase activity; zinc ion binding. Bases 1 to 1131 code for a protein of 376 amino acids. Gene Ontology annotation, cellular component: cytoplasm. Gene Ontology annotation, biological process: butanediol biosynthetic process. The record is from RefSeq and is a predicted model, not a curated record. Lineage: Eukaryota; Fungi; Ascomycota; Dothideomycetes; Mycosphaerellales; Teratosphaeriaceae.
AUGAGAGCACUUCGUUUCCACUCGAAAGGUGAUAUUCGCCUUGAUGAUGUUGAGCAACCUAAAUGCGCACCACAUGAAGUCCGCCUCAAGGUCGCUUACUGCGGCGUCUGUGGUACAGAUAUACAUGAGUACCUUGAUGGACCGAUCCUCAUACCUGCGGAUGGCGAGCAGAAUCCGAACACCGGAGCGAAACUACCAUUGAUUCUUGGUCAUGAGUUCAGUGGCGUUGUUGUCGAAGUUGGCAAGGAUGUCAAGAGCGUCCCUCUCGGUCAGCGUGUCGUCGUCAAUCCAGCUAUGGAUGACCGUCACCACUCACAGUCGCCGUGCGAGAUCUGCGUUCGAGGUCGCCACAAUAUCUGUCUUCGUUCUACCUUCUAUGGCCUGCAAGCACCACAGGGCGGCUUUGCGGACGAGAUCUGCGUAGACGCCAUUGCAUGCUUCCCACUGCCAUCAUCGGUGUCACUUAAGCUGGCUGCAUUGGUCGAACCUUUAGCAGUUGCUGCUCACAUGAUACGCAUAUCAGGCUUCACUCCUGGUCAAGAUGUUGUGAUAUUCGGUGCUGGACCUAUCGGCUCCGCUCUUGUGUUCCUUCUGCGCCAGUAUGGUGCCGGCAAGAUUCUGGUCAGUGAGAUUGCACCGUCCCGAUCUGCACAAGCUAUGGAGUGUGGUGCCGACAAAGUCAUCGAUCCAGUCACUACCGCUGCUCAACCAGCUGUAUCGGAGCUCAUAGGGCCUGCUGGAGCCGACAUAGCGUUCGAUGCAUGUGGACUGCAAACAACACUGGAUGCGGCGUUCGCCUGUACGAAGCCUGGCGGAACGAUAUUCAAUGUUGCGAUUCAUGAGAAGCCGCUCUCGCUCAACCUCAACCUCUUGACGCUAUCGGAGAAACGCCUGCUCGCAGGGAACGCUUACACAGCAGAAGACUACAAUCGAGUGAUUGAGGUGCUAAGGUCAAAAGGACCCGAGGUUGAGAAGUUCAUCACUGCUAUUGUGCCGCUGGAACAGGCUGUCGAUGGUGCAUUCGAAGAGCUGGUCCGCAACAAGGCCAUGCACAACAAGAUUCUAGUCGAGGUCAACGGAGAGGAUUGCGACAGCCUAAGGACGGCACAUAGCCCUGCAAGUAAGCUCUGA